Molecule: messenger RNA, 1193 nt
Organism: Oreochromis niloticus (Nile tilapia)
Lineage: Eukaryota; Metazoa; Chordata; Actinopteri; Cichliformes; Cichlidae
Exons: 4
Coding region: 184-1176 (330 amino acids)
Source: RefSeq, a predicted model, not a curated record
UACGCGCUCAGUCUCCGAGCAGAGUGGUGGAGAUGUGUGUACGUUGAGAUAUUCAGCUAUUUUAGCACGAGCAAAAGUUUUGCGCACACCUGAAAGCUACAAUUCUGCUGUGGGCGAUCUACAAGCUGAAGGCAGUCAAGAAAUCAAAGGGAUAAAGUGCGUCAUUCUUCGUUGAUUCCAGAAAUGACCGACUUUGAACCAACGUUGCUAAGGACUGCAAUCAAUGAGGUCCUGCCUGACCUUCCAGAAGUGACAAAGGAUAUUCUUGAAGAAACCUUACAAUCCAUUGGGGUAGAGACAAAUGAUGAUUUUCAGUUCAUUGAAGAAUCUGAUUUGCACUCAGCCUUGAGGCCAGUUCAAGCACGAAAAGCCAUUGCCGCUUGGAAACUGAGAUGUCAUACUCCUGAAAACAGCAGCUCAUCUCUUGGUGCAUCGCCACAAUCUCCUGAAUCCUCACAAUCUGUUUCACCUAAAUCACUCUCAACCUCCUCCAGCAGCAGUCAAAGACCUUGUGUAGACUCGAUGGAUACCUUCCAGAUACCAUGGAACAAGUUUCCAGAAGAAUUGAUGCAAUCACUGGAGAGAGGAAAACGGCCAAGUCCACACAUGAGAAGGGAGAUGGUCCGGAUUGUGGUUUCUGAGAUGAUGAAAAAAAGCUCUAGGAUAAGUAAAAGGAACUCUACUGAAGUUGUCAAAAAGAUGGUGGCAAAAUAUCCAAAAUCUCUGCAAGACAUAAUAGAGGGAGAUGUGAUUGGUCCAGGGUAUCACUCUCUAGUCAAGCAAUUGGAGUACAGAAUUGACAAUGUGAAGCGAUCUACCACCCCAAAAAUAAGAAAAAGAAAGCAUCAUACUGAUGAGUCUGACACUGAGUCUGUCCCUUCAGAACAGAGAGCAGCAAUCCAAGACACUUAUGGAUGCAUUAACUGGGAUGUGAAAUUCCUGCCCCUUGGAGAAACUACAGAGAGCCAGCAACUGAAAAAAGAAAAACUUAAGAUGAUGUUUCAGAAAACUGAUGCAAAUCCUGAAGAAGUCAAAAAUCUAAUGAAACUGACUUUCUACACACAGCGUAAACAAGUCAACCAAGGAAAAACUAUAAAAUACCUCAUGGAAGAAUGGCCAUUUUGGUUUAGAGAACUUGGCGUGGCAGUCCAAGGAACUCACUGGAAUUGGACUUAAUGAAACUUUGAGACGCA